This is a messenger RNA of Heterobasidion irregulare TC 32-1, 1076 nucleotides long. RefSeq lists its product as uncharacterized. Gene Ontology annotation, cellular component: cytosol. The record is from RefSeq and is a predicted model, not a curated record. Gene Ontology annotation, molecular function: aldose reductase (NADPH) activity. The coding region runs from base 64 to 987 and encodes 307 amino acids. NCBI's taxonomy places the organism in Eukaryota, Fungi, Basidiomycota, Agaricomycetes, Russulales, Bondarzewiaceae. The transcript has 11 exons.
GGGAAGGCUCUUUUGAUCCUGCCAGCUCACCUUAGCAUUCACUGAUAGAGUCAUCCAUCCAUCAUGGCCAGUCAAACUCACUUCAAGCUGAACACCGGUGCAUCUAUGCCCGCUAUCGCCUUUGGAACAUGGGCUGGUUUGACGAAGGAAGAACGCUUGGCCGCCAAAUUGUGGAUUAUCAGUGCAUUGCAAGCUGGCUACAGACACCUCGACACCGCAUGGUUCUACGGUACAGAGGUCUCUGUCGGCGCCGCAAUUCGAGAAUCUGGGAUUCCUCGCGAGGACAUAUUCGUCACCACGAAGCUUCCCUGGCAUCACUGUGGCAAGGUCGCAGAAUCCAUUAAUCAGAGCCUCACCAACCUUGGGCUUGACUAUGUGGAUUUGUACCUUAUCCACUGGCCUCAAGCUAUGAAAUUCUACUCUGACGAUAAUUCGAUGCCGAGGACGGCUAGCGGAGACCUGGAAGUUGUUGAAUUCCCGACCUUCGUAGAGACAUGGGCGGCCAUGGAGCAGGUUCUGGCGAGUGGCAAAGCAAAAGCGAUCGGGGUCAGUAAUUUCUCUAUCAAGCACCUCGAGCGACUGCUACAGACUGCAAAAGUGGUGCCAGCUGUCAAUCAAGUCGAAUUGAACCCGCUGCUCACGCAGAAUGAUCUUGUCGCUUACUCCGAAUCCAAAGGCAUUCGUGUUGCGGCAUACACGCCCAGCGGCUACGCGGCCGUUAGAGAGCACCCGACAAUACUCGAAUUAGCGACCAAGUAUCACUCUACAGCCAAUCAGAUCACAUUGGGAUGGCAUUUAGCUCGAGGGGUUGCGGUGGUGACUGCCAGCAAGAAUACCGAGAGGCAACAAGAGAACUUGAAGCCCGCUACCUUGGAAUGGGCAGAUAUAGAAAAUAUCACGGCAUUGAACCGUAAUCUGAGGCAGCCUCUCCCAACUAAUGAGAAUGGCAAAGUGAUGGGCUGGACUCUCGAACAGUUGGGUUGGUAAAGUACGCCGAGCUGCAGUGCUUCGUGUGUGAGCUGCUUGAGGUACCUACAUCGAAUGCAUCACACGUAUGAAAGGUACCAGCAGGUACC